This is a messenger RNA of Thalassophryne amazonica, 1016 nucleotides long. RefSeq names its product organic solute transporter subunit alpha-like. The transcript is spliced from 8 exons. Gene Ontology annotation, molecular function: transporter activity. Lineage: Eukaryota; Metazoa; Chordata; Actinopteri; Batrachoidiformes; Batrachoididae. Gene Ontology annotation, biological process: transport. The record is from RefSeq and is a predicted model, not a curated record. Bases 99 to 1001 code for a protein of 300 amino acids.
AAGAGAAGUAGACUGUUCAGCUUCUCAGACAGAAAUCUGACGAAGGCUUUUAAAAAUUUCUUUCUAUUCAAGUUGUACAGGAGGAAACUUUGUGUACCAUGGAGGAAAAUCUCAACAUCAGCAUUGAUCCCGCAUGUUUACAAAAGCCACCGCUUGCUAUUGACAUGAUAAGUCAGCUGAGUGUGUUUGGAGUUUGUCUCUACUCCAUACUUACCUUCAUGUCUUGCAUCUCCUUGCUGCUGUAUUUGGAACAGUGUGUCUACAUAUACAAAAAACUGCCCUACCCCAAGAAGACCAUCAUCAUCUGGAUCAAUGGUGCAGCACCGGUCAUUGCGACUAUGUCUUGUUUUGGGAUGUGGAUUCCCAGAGCUGCCAUGUUCACAGACAUGACCUCUAACUGUUAUUUUGCAGUGGUGGUUUACAAGAUUAUGAUUCUGAUAAUUGAAGAGUUUGGAGGUACUGAAGCCUUUCUGAAAAGGUUUUCUGGCAAGACCUUCAAGAUCAACACAGGACCAUGCUGCUGCUGCUGCCUCUGUUUACCCCAUGUGCCCAUGUCACGGCGGAUGUUGUUCUUGAUGAAGUUGGGAGCUCUUCAGUAUGCCAUUCUAAAGACAGUACUCUCUGUCCUCGCCAUCAUAUUGUGGACCAAUGACAACUUUGACCCCUCAGAUCUCUCAGUCACUGGUACAUCGAUAUGGAUUAACCCAUUUAUUGGUGUCCUUACUCUCACCUCGCUUUGGGCUGUUGCCAUCCUUUUUAACAAUACAAACAGCAAGCUGAGGAGCCUCAAGAUUAUUCCCAAGUAUGCAUUCUAUCAAAUAGUACUUAUACUGAGUCAGCUGCAGACGUCUAUCAUUAACAUCCUGUCCUUGGAUGGAACCAUCGCCUGUUCCCCUCCGCUCUCAUCACAAGCUCGUGGAUCCAUGUUGAGUCAGCAGCUGAUGAUCAUGGAGAUGUCCUCAUUACUCUGGCCACUCGCUUUUUUACCGUCGUACAUAUGAUGAGCUUCCCUCUGA